AUGUUAUGUGGUUCCCCUUGGCAUUUGUGCGAUCAUGUUUUCUUUAUCAUCCAUAUGGAGACUGAAUCACAUUGGAUUCUUGGUCGAUUGAAUAUUGAGGAAAGGCGUGUGUACAUGUACAACUCCUUGUCGACUGCUAUGAAAGAUAGUGCUGCUAUCAAAGCUUGUCAGCCAUUUGCGGUGUUGUUGCCCCACUUUUUUGCUUUGUUUGAUGAGUUCAAAAAGGAAAACAAACCGGUUUGUUUAGACCCUUUCGAAGUUGUUAAGGUUGAUGGUUUGCCUCAACAAACCUCGAAUGACUGUGGUUGUUUCGUUGCAUCGUUCGCCGAAUACUUUAUUGAUAUGAAACCGAUUCCUCCCAUAUUUGAUGUUGAGAAACACCGUGAUAGGCUUGCUGUGUUGUUCUAUAAGUAUGCUCGCAUGAAAGAAGUGGAAUUUAUUGAUAGUGAAGAUGAGGCUCCUCCAAAGGGUCCAAAGAAGAAUUUGUCUUAGUUAUCUAUUGGUUGUUGUUGGAAAUACUACUUUUUUUUAUGUAGCUUUUGUUUUUUCUAUUACCAGAUUAUGUUCAUAAUCAUAGACAAGUUGUUGUUUCUAUCAUGUUUUUUUCUUAAUUGGAAUUGGUUUUUAAUUUGUUCA
Molecule: messenger RNA, 636 nt
Organism: Cannabis sativa
Lineage: Eukaryota; Viridiplantae; Streptophyta; Magnoliopsida; Rosales; Cannabaceae
Exons: 2
Coding region: 1-492 (163 amino acids)
Biological process (GO): proteolysis
Molecular function (GO): cysteine-type peptidase activity
Source: RefSeq, a predicted model, not a curated record